Molecule: messenger RNA, 1517 nt
Organism: Coccinella septempunctata (seven-spotted ladybird)
Lineage: Eukaryota; Metazoa; Arthropoda; Insecta; Coleoptera; Coccinellidae
Gene: Gmd
Product: GDP-mannose 4,6 dehydratase
Exons: 5
Coding region: 241-1311 (356 amino acids)
Biological process (GO): GDP-mannose metabolic process
Molecular function (GO): GDP-mannose 4,6-dehydratase activity
Source: RefSeq, a predicted model, not a curated record
GCCAUCUUUCUGUGAAAUUGGAAAGCCGGAAAGCACUUGUGGGGCCCUGCUAAACUGCAGAUUACCGAACUCGGAGGAAGUAUCUUGACAUUUGACGCCUUGUGUUCGGAACUCUGAUUAAUAGGCUACAAUUUUUGUUUACAUUCGCAGUAGAGGCGAAAAAUAUAGUUCAGUGAAUGUCGGAGGAGUGAAUGGUGAUGUUAUUUUAAUUUUCUCUUGCAUACUGAAUCGACUGGCAAAAUGGCAAGUGGAGAUGCAAACAAGAUAGCUUUUAUUACUGGCAUUAACGGACAAGAUGGUUCCUACCUAGCCGAACUCCUACUAAGCAAAGGAUAUGAAGUCCAUGGUAUCAUCAGGCGUGCUAGUUCUUUCAAUACCAAAAGAAUCGAACACCUCCACGCAGAUCGCUACUCCCACAAAGGAGGAAAACUCCAUCUACACUACGGUGACAUGACCGACUCCAGCUGCCUCAUCAAAAUAAUCUCAAAAGUAAAACCUUCGGAGAUUUAUAAUUUGGCCGCGCAGAGUCACGUUAAAGUCUCGUUCGAUCUCAGCGAGUACACUGCCGAAGUGGACGCUCUUGGAACUCUGAGGCUUUUAGACGCGAUAAGGACUUGCAAUAUGGAGGAUAAAGUGAAGUUGUAUCAAGCUUCAACGUCCGAAAUGUUCGGCAAAGUGGCCGAAAUUCCGCAGACUGAGAAAACUCCUUUUUAUCCCAGGUCUCCAUAUGCAUGUGCCAAAGUCUACGCAUACUGGAUAGUCGUCAACUAUAGGGAAGCUUAUAACAUGUUUGCUGUCAAUGGUAUCUUAUUCAACCACGAAAGUCCAAGACGUGGUGAAACGUUUGUGACCAGAAAAGUCACCAGAGAGGUAGCGAAGAUCCAUUUGGGCAUUUCUGAGUACUUUGAACUUGGAAAUCUGGAUUGCAAAAGGGAUUGGGGUCAUGCUAAAGAUUACGUAGAGGCCAUGUGGCUCAUGCUCCAACAGGAUACACCUGAAGAUUACGUGAUAGCUUCAGGAGAAUCGCACAGCGUGAGGGAAUUCGUUGAGGCUGCUUUCAAACAUGUUGGAAAGGAGAUCGUAUGGGAAGGACAAGGAAUUGAAGAAGUAGGAAAGGAAAAAGAUACUGGUAUAGUGAGAGUUCGCGUAAACCCUAAGUAUUUCAGGCCAGCUGAAGUGGAACUCCUUCUAGGGGAUGCAUCGAAAGCAAAAAAUAAAUUUGGUUGGACCCCUAAGGUAUCGUUUAUGGAACUGGUUACAGACAUGAUGGAGUCGGACAUAGAGUUGAUGAAAAAGAACCCCAUGGCUUGACAUUUUUCUUUCCACUACCGAAUUUACCUUACGACAAAUAAUAUAUCGAAUAUGUUCUAUGUUGCUGUUAAAUUUUUUUAAAUUCGUGAUUUUAUUAAAACGUGUAGGUAUUUAUGUUAUUUCUGACAUUCCUAUUUCUUAAGAUAUGGCAUGAUGCUAUAUAAUAAUGAAUUCAUACUAUUCUUUAAUAAAAUAUUGUUUUAUGA